Messenger RNA from Schistosoma bovis, 318 nucleotides. The record is from the annotation of a GenBank genome assembly. NCBI's taxonomy places the organism in Eukaryota, Metazoa, Platyhelminthes, Trematoda, Strigeidida, Schistosomatidae.
AUGUCUGAUCGCAUAAGUGGUGUUCACCACACUACUACUACUACUACUACUACUACUACUACUACUACUACUACUACUACUACUACUACUACUACUACUACUACUACUACUACUACUACUACUACUACUACUACUACUACUACUACUACUACUACUACUACUACUACUACUACUACUACUACUACUACUACUACUACUACUACUACUACUACUACUACUACUACUACUACUACUACUACUACUACUACUACUACUACUACUACUAGCUCUCCACAGCGGGUAACUGUACUAAAUAGGCAAGCAUACCACUUUGGUUGA